CAGUCGGUGAAGAGUGGAGGUAAACAUGGUCCUGCAGCUCAGUGCGUGGUAGCAGUGCUUAUCAUUAUGGCAAGUUAACUUCAAGCUUUGGAAAGAAAUCAACUAAGUCUUAUUCAAGGUCAGGCGUUGAACAGCCUUGAAUGUGCUUUUAUAACUAUGCCUGGCCAUAAAAGGAGCCUCUCUGCAAACCUUGAACUUGAGGAUGAUGACAAUGGAGGUGUGCUCGUAUCCAAAAUUAAACCUGAUCUAAAAGAACAUCAGGGACUAAAAGAAGGAGAUGAACUCGUUGGUGCCACAAUUCACUUUGACCACCUAAAAAAGAAUGAAGUGAUUGAAAUACUGAAGCUGAUUGAACCGUACCAAGACAAGGUGGAAGUGCUGACAAAACCAGGUCUGAGAGCUACCAAGAGCUUGGACUUAGAUAGCAGAAUCAAAGCUCCAGAUGAGAUGCGUAAGGAUACAUACAGUACCCUUUUCAAUGCCAAAGUCAAGAAAUUUCUGAAAGAAGAUCCAAAUGGAAGAAAUCAAGACGAUGCAACCAGUUAUCCAAAUGGCCAAGCCACAUUCUCGGGUUUCAGCAAUGAUGGGACAAAAAGUCACAUCAAGGAGCCUUUAUAUAGCAUCUCAACCAUAGAGCGCAAAAAGGCAGAUGUAGCAGCUUGCCUUCAAAAAUUAAAAUGCAAAGCUCCAGAACUCAAUCCCGAUGCUGUUUCACAAUAUGAAUACAACUCUGCUUUACUGCUGCAAGGUUCUGAUCUGCAUGGGGCAGGUGAGGUUAAAGCCCCUGAACUUAACCCUGAUGCACCAGAAGAUUAUGAAUAUAAUGCAGACUUGUUUCUAAAGCUAUCCAAUCAACCAGAGACAGAUGAGUGUAGGGUUAAAGCCCCUGAGCUUAACAUUGAUGCAACCUCCGAAUAUGACUAUAACCCACAAUGCCUUCUCCAAAGAAAAGAUUGUGACAAAGGAGCAAGCUUAAAGGCACCAAAGGUCAGAACAACUGUUGAUCCAUCAAGUAUCAGUGUUUCUGGCUUGAUGUCUGGGUCAACACUAUCAGGAGCUUUACCUGGAGCACCAGGUGUUAAAGACUUUACCAAGCCUGAUUUAAAAGGUCCAAAUCUAAAAGCAAAUUCUCCUGAAAUGGCUGUGUCAGACAUAAAUUUGGCCUUCCCUGAAGUUGAUAUGAAAGGGAAGGUUGAUAUGAAAGGUUCACUAGAUAUGAACUCGCCUGACAUUAAUAUUGAUGGUGCAACAGGACAAUUCAAAAUGCCCAAACUGAAAACACCAAAAUUUAACAUCUCAGGAUUUAAAAGACCAGAUAUGGAUGUUAAUGGGGACUUGGAUGGGCCAGAUUUGGGUUUCUCAUCACCCAAUUUGGAUGCCGACAUUGGUGCUCCUGACAUUAAUGUCAGUGGGCCUAAAGCAAGCUUAAAAGGCCCCAAAACAGACUUCUCAGUCCCAGAUGUUGAGUUACCCUCAGGAAAAGUGAAUAUGCCCAAGUUUAAGGUGCCUGAUUUUGGGCUCUCAGGACCUAAAGUUAAAGCACCUGAGAUGGAUCUCUCAGCUCCUAAAAUAAAAGGAGAAUUGAAUUCACCACAGCUUGACCUGAACUCUCCUGACAUUGAUAUUGAUGGUCCAUCAGGCAAACUCAAAAUGCCCACAUUAAAAGCACCUAAAAUUACCAUCCCAAAACUUAAAGGACCAGACAUGGAUGUUAAAGGAGACUGGGAUGGGCCAGAUUUUAAUCUGUCAUCACCCAAAUUGAAUGCAGGGAUUACUACACCUGACAUUGACAUCAAUGGUCCCAAUGCUAGUUUAAAAGGUCCCAAAACAGACUUCUCAGUCCCAGACGUGAACUUACCAUCAGGCAAAAUGAAGAAACCCAAGUUUAAGAUGCCUGAUUUUGGACUAUCCGGACCUAAAGUUAAAGCACCUGAGAUGGAUCUCUCAGCUCCUAAAAUAAAAGGAGAAUUGAAUUCACCACAGCUUGACCUGAAUUCUCCUGACAUUGAUAUUGAUGGUCCAUCAGGCAAACUCAAAAUGCCCACAUUAAAAGCACCUAAAAUGACCAUCCCAAAACUUAAAGGACCAGACAUGGAUGUUAAAGGAGACUGGGAUGGGCCAGAUUUUAAUCUUUCAUCACCCAAAUUGAAUGCAGGGAUUACUACACCUGACACUGACAUCAAUGGUCCCAAUGCUAGUUUAAAAGGUCCCAAUACAGACUUCUCAGUCCCAGACGUGAACUUACCAUCAGGCAAAAUAAAGAAACCCAAGUUUAAGAUGCCUGAUUUUGGACUAUCAGGACCUAAAGUUAAAGCACCUGAGAUGGAUCUCUCAGCUCCUAAAAUAAAAGGAGAAAUUAAUUCACCAAAGCUAGAUUUAAAAUCUCCUGACAUUGAUAUUGAUGGUCCAUCAGGCAAACUCAAAAUGCCCACAUUGAAAGCACCUAAAAUUAGCAUUCCAAAACUUAAAGGACCAGACAUGGAUGUUAAAGGAGACUGGGAUGGGCCAGAUUUGAAUCUGUCUUCACCUAAAUUGAAUGCAGACAUUGGCUUUCCUGACAUUGACAUCAAUGGUCCCAAUGCUAAUUUAAAAGGUCCCAAGACAGACUUCUCAGUCCCAGACGUGAACUUACCAUCAGGCAAAAUGAGCAUGCCCAAGUUUAAGAUGCCGGAUUUUGGACUCUCAGGACCUAAAGUUAAGGCACCUGAGAUGGAUCUCUCAGCUCCUAAAAUUAAAGGAGAAGUCAAUGCACCAGGCCUUGCCAUGAAUGCUCCUGAUAUUGAUAUUGACGGUCCAUCAGGCAAACUCAAAAUGCCCACAUUGAAAGCCCCUAAAAUUAGCAUUCCAAAACUUAAAGGACCAGACAUGGAUGUUAAAGGAGACUGGGAUGGGCCAGAUUUUAAUCUAUCAUCACCCAAAUUGAAUGCAGACAUUGGUUCUCCUGAUAUUGACAUCAAUGGUCCCAAUGCUAGUUUAAAAGGUCCCAAAACAGACUUCUCAGUCCCAGACAUAAACUUACCAUCAGGCAAAAUGAAGAAACCCAAGUUUAAGAUGCCUGAUUUUGGACUCUCAGGACCUAAAGUUAAGGCACCUGAGAUGAGAUUAAAAGCACCUAAAAUUAGCAUUCCAAAACUUAAAGGACCGGAAAUGGAUGUUAAAGGAGACUGGGAUGGGCCAGAUUUUAAUUUGUCAUCACCCAAACUGAAUGCAGGAAUUACUACACCUGACAUUGACAUCAAUGGUCCCAAUGCUAAUUUAAAAGGUCCCAAAACAGACUUCUCAGUCCCAGAUGUUAACUUACCAUCAGGCAAAAUGAAGAAACCCAAGUUUAAGAUGCCUGAUUUUGGACUCUCUGGACCUAAAGUUAAGGCACCUGAGAUGGAUCUCUCAGCUCCUAAAACAAAAGGAGAAUUUAAUUCACCACAGCUUGACCUGAACUCUCCUGACAUUGAUAUUGACGGUCCAUCAGGCAAACUCAAAAUGCCCACAUUAAAAGCACCUAAAAUUAGCAUUCCAAAACUUAAAGGACCGGAAAUGGAUGUUAAAGGAGACUGGGAUGGGCCAGAUUUUAAUUUGUCAUCACCCAAACUGAAUGCAGACAUUGGUUCUCCCGACAUUGACAUCAAUGGUCCCAAUGCUAGUUUAAAAGGUCACAAAACAGACUUCUCAGUCCCAAACGUGAACUUACCAUCAGGCAAAAUGAAGAAACCCAAGUUUAAGAUGCCUGAUUUUGGAAUCUCAGGACCUAAAUUUAAAGCACCUGACAUGGAUUUCUCUGCUCCUAAAAUAAAAGGAGAAGUCAAUGCACCAGGGCUUGACUUAAAUUCUCCUGACAUUGAUAUUGAUGGUCCAUCAGGCAAACUCAAAAUGCCAACAUUAAAAGCACCUAAAAUUAGCAUUCCAAAACUUAAAGGACCGGAAAUGGAUGUUAAAGGAGACUGGGAUGGGCCAGAUUUUAAUUUGUCAUCACCCAAACUGAAUGCAGGAAUUACUACAUCUGACAUUGACAUCAAUGGUCCCAAUGCAAAUUUAAAAGGUCCCAAAACAGACUUCUCAGUCCCAGAUGUUAACUUACCAUCAGGCAAAAUGAAGAAACCCAAGUUUAAGAUGCCUGAUUUUGGACUCUCGGGACCUAAAGUUAAGGCACCUGAGAUGGAUCUCUCAGCUCCUAAAAUAAAAGGAGAAUUUAAUUCACCACAGCUUGACCUGAACUCUCCUGACAUUGAUAUUGAUGGUCCAUCAGGCAAACUCAAAAUGCCCACCUUGAAAGCCCCUAAAAUUAGCAUUCCAAAACUUAAAGGACAAGACAUGGAUGUUAAAGGAGACUGGGAUGGGCCAGAUCUGAAUCUGUCUUCACCUAAAUUGAAUGCAGACAUUGGUUCUCCCGACAUUGACAUCAAUGGUCCCAAUGCUAGUUUAAAAGGUCCCAAAACAGACUUCUCAGUCCCAGACAUAAACUUACCAUCAGGCAAAAUGAAGAAACCCAAGUUUAAGAUGCCUGAUUUUGGACUUUCAGGACCUAAAGUUAAGGCACCUGAGAUGGAUCUCUCAGCUCCUAAAAUAAAAGAAUUUAAUUCACCACAGCUUGACCUAAACUCUCCUGACAUUGAUAUUGACGGUCCAUCAGGCAAACUCAAAAAUCCCACAUUAAAAGCACCUAAAAUUAGCAUUCCAAAACUUAAAGGACCGGAAAUGGAUGUUAAAGGAGACUGGGAUGAGCCAGAUUUUAAUUUGUCAUCACCCAACCUGAAUGCAGGAAUUACUACACCUGACAUUGACAUCAAUGGUCCCAAUGCUAAUUUAAAAGGUCCCAAAACAGACUUCUCAGUCCCAGAUGUUAACUUACCAUCAGGCAAAAUGAAGAAACCCAAGUUUAAGAUGCCUGAUUUUGGACUCUUGGGACCUAAAGUCAAAGCACCUGAGAUGGAUCUUUCAGCUCCUAAAAUAAAAGGAGAAUUUAAUUCACCACAGCUCGACCUGAAUUCUCCUGACAUUGAUAUUGAUGGUCCAUCAGGCAAACUCAAAAUGCCCACAUUGAAAGCCCCUAAAAUUAGCAUUCCAAAACUUAAAGGACCAGACAUGGAUGUUAAAGGAGACUGGGAUGGGCCAGAUUUUAAUUUGUCAUCACCCAAACUGAAUGCAGACAUUGGUUCUCCCGACAUUGACAUCAAUGGUCCCAAUGCUAGUUUAAAAGGUCCCAAAACAGACUUCUUAGUCCCAGACGUGAACUUACCAUCAGGCAAAAUGAGCAUGCCCAAGUUUAAGGUGCCUGAUUUUGGAAUCUCAGGACCUAAAGUUAAAGCACCUGACAUGGAUUUCUCUGCUCCUAAAAUAAAAGGAGAAGUCAAUGCACCAGGGCUUGACUUAAAUUCUCCUGACAUUGAUAUUGAUGGUCCAUCAGGCAAACUCAAAAUGCCAACAUUAAAAGCACCUAAAAUUAGCAUUCCAAAACUUAAAGGACCGGGCAUAGAUGUUAAAGGAGACUGGGAUGGGCCAGAUUUUAAUUUGUCAUCACCCAAACUGAAUGCAGAAAUUACUACACCUGAAAUUGACCUCAAUGGUCCCAAUGCUAAUUUAAAAGGUCCCAAAACAGACUUCUCAGUCCCAGACGUGAACUUACCAUCAGGCAAAAUCAAUAAACCCAAGUUUAAGAUGCCCGAUUUUGGACUCUCAGAUCCUAAAAUAAAAGGAGAAUUUAGAUCACCAGAGCUUGAAGUGGACUCUCCUGACAUUGAUAUUGAUGGUCCAUCAGGCAAACUCAAAAUGCCCACAUUGAAAGCACCUAAAAUUAGCAUUCCAAAACUUAAAGGACCAGACAUGGAUGUUAAAGGAGACUGGGAUGGGCCAGAUUUGAAUCUGUCAUCACCCAAAUUGAAUGCAGACAUUGGUUCUCCUGAUAUUGACAUCAACGGUCCCAAUGCUAAUUUAAAAGGUCCGAAAACAGACUUCUCAGUCCCAGAUGUUAACUUACCAUCAGGCAAAAUCAAGAAAUCCAAAUUUAAGAUGCCUGAUUUUGGACUCUCGGGACCUAAAGUAAAAGCACCAGAGAUGGAUCUCUCAGCUCCUAAAAUUAAAGGAGAAUUUAGAUCACCAGAGCUUGACCUGAACUGUCCUGACGUUGAUAUUGAUGGUCCAUCAGGCAAACUUACAAUGCCCAAAUUGAAAGCACCAAAAUUUAACAUCUCUGGACCUACAGGAUCACAUUUAGAUGUUAAAGGAGACUGGGAUGAACCAGAUUUGGGAUUCUCAUCUCCCAAACUAAAGCCAGACAUAGGUUCUCCUGACAUUGACAUCAGUGGGCCCAGAGCUAAUUUAAAAGGUCCCAAAACUGACUUACCAUCAGGCAAAAUGAACAUGCCCAAGUUUAAGAUGCCAGAUUUUGGAUUAUCAGGGCCUAAAGUUGAGGGCCCUGAGAUGGACCUCUCAAGUCCUAAAAUUAAAGGAGAAUUCAAUUCACCAAACCUUUCGCUCCCUUCAGGUAAGGUUAAAGGCCCCUCUUAUGAACAGCCAGAGAUUGAUAUCUAUGCACCCGAAUUCAGUACUGAUGUUCCUUCAGGAAAACUUAAAAUGCCUACAUUUGGACUUUUAGGUGUUCCUAAAGGUCCAGAUUUUAAGGUUCCUAAAGUUAAAGGACAAAUUGAUGCCCCAGGGACUGAGUUCACUCUACCUGAAGGUACUCUGAACAGACCAAAAAUAAAUGUGAAGUCUCCUGAUAUGGACAUUGAUGGUCCAACACGUACUGAAGCUAACCUCAGAGCUUCACAUCUGGAGGCAAGUGUGCCUACUGCUAAAAUUAAAGUGCCAUCACCCAAGAGCCCAAGAGGGAACUAUAAAGUGACACAUGGUUUGGAUCUGGAUGACAGUAUUCAGUAUUCUAAUGGUGCUGUAUGGGCUCCUGAAAUUGACACCAUCACAUCGAGCAGUAUGGGACACCCUUCUAAGAAAAAUUUGAAAACUGGAAUCAGAGGCCCAAGUGUUUAUAUAGAUUCAGAGACAAAGAAUCCUAAUCAGCUUGGAAAAACUUCAAAAAGCAGUUUAAAAAUGAGAGAUCUGGAAUCUUUGGUAUCAGGAAUGGAUCUUGAAGUACCAACAGGCACCUUAAAAGGGUCAAAGUUUAAAUUAUUAACACUAGUGUGAUGGAUCCUCAUGUUUAAAAAGGCAAAGAUGAUCUUUGAUGGAGAUUCAAUUGUUCAUAUUUUGUAAAAUGUAUGUUAAUAUGCAUGUGUAUAUAAUUUAAAGGAAACUUGUGCCAUCUGUAAAGGAAAUGGAUUAAAGUUGUAAUUCACCAAAUAAUGGAAAAAUCACAUGAUCAGAUACGUUCUUCAUGAUAUGAAAUGUUUACAUAUUGAUAUGUGAAUAUGUGUGAUUUUUUAAGUGACUUGCUCUUAUAUACUGUAGCACUAUGCAAAGGAACAUUAUACAUUUUGAAGUAAACGACAAGAAACAACAAAAGCAUGAAUUCAGCAUGAAGUAAACUAUCUGAAAUGAAUGUUUGUAUGUGAAUUAUAUUUUCCACAAAUGUUGUCAUUGUUAAGUUAAUUGACAGAUUUUGAAUGUGCUUGUAAAUACUGUCUAAAACAUUGGAAAUGUUAUUGGUGUAAAUGACUUUCUGUUUUUAUAUACAGAAAUUAUUUUUGUAAUGGAAAUAUUUUGUUGGGUUUUUGAGGUUUCAUUUUGUUAACUUGUUGUUCUUUAAUUUUUUUAAAUAUAUUGCUUAUAUGCAUUGUUGUAAAUAACAACUUUAUUAAAAGCUAAAGUUAAAGCAAUUAUAAA
Molecule: messenger RNA, 7773 nt
Organism: Astyanax mexicanus (Mexican tetra)
Lineage: Eukaryota; Metazoa; Chordata; Actinopteri; Characiformes; Acestrorhamphidae
Product: neuroblast differentiation-associated protein AHNAK
Exons: 6
Coding region: 157-7137 (2326 amino acids)
Biological process (GO): regulation of RNA splicing
Cellular component (GO): nucleus; cytoplasm
Source: RefSeq, a predicted model, not a curated record